AUUCAAGACAUCUCGCAGUCGGCGUCUGCAGUCUCGGCGUUUGUAUCCCCGGAGCUGUGGGGUACCGAAGUCACCCUCCGCAUGAUGGCCAAGCUCCUGCAGCAACCCAUUUUCUUGAUCAUCGUGCCCUACGGUCUGGAGGCGGCCCCCAGCUACCAAGUCUACGAGCCUGAGCAAACUGUGAAGGGCGGGUAUCAGCUGGACUCAGCGGACGAGCACUAUUUUGCCAGCUCGAAACUCGACGAGUGGCUCUCUCGGCUCCAG
Molecule: messenger RNA, 264 nt
Organism: Phytophthora sojae
Lineage: Eukaryota; Oomycota; Peronosporomycetes; Peronosporales; Peronosporaceae
Exons: 1
Source: RefSeq, a predicted model, not a curated record